Messenger RNA from Suillus plorans, 1260 nucleotides. RefSeq lists its product as uncharacterized. The transcript is spliced from 7 exons. Bases 1 to 1260 code for a protein of 419 amino acids. The record is from RefSeq and is a predicted model, not a curated record. NCBI's taxonomy places the organism in Eukaryota, Fungi, Basidiomycota, Agaricomycetes, Boletales, Suillaceae.
AUGUCACAUGUCGAGGACCAGCAAAACGAGGGCAACACCUUCGAGUCGCACGUCGAUGGCGAUGGCGAAGGCGAAGGCAGCACCUCGCACAUCAAGAACCGGCUGGACGGAGGUAAUGUUCAGCCGCAACAAUCUCAAGCAGUAGCAGCACAUGUGCAAGCUCUGCAGCGACGGAAAAUUGCUCAACUGGAGGAGAAGCUGGAGGCCCUACAGUCGGGGCGCGCAGUCAAGGAAAGGUGCGGCCGCUAUCGUACGUAUUGGGUUGCAUUGCUUACUAUAUAUGUUAGGCAAACAAUCUGGUAUGUCACUAAAGGAAGAGCGAUCAGGCGUGUUGUCACCCUGUUCGACAGUAUCGAGGACCUCGUCGCUGAAAACAACAGAAGAUACGAGGAUGAUGACCCAGAUACUACCAUCGAACAGGAUCGACUGCAAAUAGGUUACGCCACACUAACCAGAACCUUGCCGUGGUUUUUCAAGAAGGGUUCAGAGAUGGAGUACGAGGAGUACUCGCACAUGUUGAAGAUGCUUUGUCAGGGGGCUGAUGGCGCUCGAGGAGAUGACACCUCGAAACUGAAGACUCUUGUUUCGGAAUGGGUCAAUCGUGAAUUCAAGCCGGUUUGCCUCGUCGACCCCGACGAUAAACAUUCCCGCAGAUUCACUCAUGAUGUGUGUGGCAAGUUACUCUGUCCGGCCGAGCUUGAUUGGAAUAGCCCAGAAGUGAAGGCAGGAAUCAGAAAUCACUCAGAUGGGUAUAUCAUUACAGAUCUAUCCUUUCCCGCUUACUUGUAUGACAAGUACACUAUCAAUCCGGACGACCUUGAGGAAGGUCUUUUCAAAGGCAAGAUUCUCAUUCAGGGCUACAAGGCUGUGUUCACGUCUCCUUCCUCAGCAAAAGAUGUUGACGGCGACGGCGACGGCGCAGAUGUCAUCAGCAACAACCGACGGGUCAAGAAGUCUCUAUCCAGAAUCAAGGUCAAAAAACAUGUGCGAUUCGCACUUUCUUCCGUUACCUCAUGGCGGUCCAUGGAUGGCGACUUCGACUACGAACAGUUUUGGCGGACCAUUGUGGACUUCUUCGAAAGGGCCCCUGGUCGAGAAGUGCAUCGCAGGGUGGAAAAACUUCUCGAAUGGUGGACCAGAAAAGUUUUCGGGAGGAACCGCCGAGGCAAACUUAGUGACGCAAUGAAGGCCAACAUGUCCGUCAAUGCUCUCGCAAGGCAGAGAGAACAGCGUGAUGAUGCUGCGUUUGAUUCACCUUAG